Molecule: messenger RNA, 2587 nt
Organism: Nelumbo nucifera (sacred lotus)
Lineage: Eukaryota; Viridiplantae; Streptophyta; Magnoliopsida; Proteales; Nelumbonaceae
Product: Protein kinase superfamily protein
Biological process (GO): protein phosphorylation
Molecular function (GO): ATP binding; protein kinase activity
Source: RefSeq, a predicted model, not a curated record
CUCGGGCGGUCUCCGUAUACCCGCUUGAGUCUGGUCUCCCUUCCACUCUCACUAACUGCUAUUCUCUCCUCGCACUCGCACACAGCACACAGACGCACUCAAACAGCCAAACCCACACAGCGUGGCGAUCCUCCUGUCUCAGCUAUUAUGGCGUUCGGAGCAGCCGUCCUCGUGUGUUUACUGGCUUUUCUUGAGGUGCAGCUUAGGGUCAUGGGAGAUUGUCCCCUUGAUUUGAGUGGGUCAAAUUUUACUCUUGCAUCCUCUUUGUGCUCUAACAAAGAAGAUAGAGGAAAGUGCUGCCGUUAUAUCAAUGCUUUUGUGGCAGUUUCUGUUGCUCGCUAUGCCAAUGUGUCUAGCAACCUGGGUGUUCCUUCAGAGUUGUCUGACAUCUGUCUCCACUCCAUAUCAGAGACCCUAAAACUAUAUGGAAUUCCACAGAAUGCAACAGUUUUCUGUGCACUUGGUACAAAAAUUCCAGUUACUUAUGAGUGCAUGGGCCGAACAACUGUUAUGCAGAUGUUGCAAUCACCAAAAUUUGAGGAUGUCACAGAGAACUGCAAAUUGCCACUUUCAGAGGGAAGUAGAUGCAGGAGAUGCUUAAAUGCCAGCAUUUUAUACCUUCGCCACCUUAUAGGAGCUGAAGAUAAUAUUACAUUGAGUACAUGCCGAGAUGCAACUUUUGCUGCUCUUGCAAGCCAGGGUGAUAAUGUGUAUACCUAUGAAAUAGCAAGCUGUUUCUUUGGAGUUCAAGGACUUGGCAUUCUUCCAGUGGUAGUUUCACAGCCAUCCUCGCCAACUCUCACACCUGAGACUUUUCCGGGUCCAUCUCCUUCUGCUAGCCCUAGUCAACUUUUAGUAGGCAUACCUCCUAAAGAGCAUCACCAUUCAUACCACUUCACAGUAAUCUCGGGUGUUGGCAUUGCAGUCACAGUGGUUGCUGUUUUUCUGCUUGUAGUUUUGAUAUUUCUCAUCCGGAAAAAAAGCAGAGAGUUAGAGGAUACAGAGAAUCUUGAAAAGACCUCUUGGAAAUCCUUACCUCCUAGGCCAAUUCGUAAAUGUCAGGAAGGUCCAUCUAUGUUUCGGAAGUUUAGCUAUAAGGAGACAAAGAAGGCAACAGACAAUUUCAACACCAUUAUUGGACGAGGGGGAUUUGGAACAGUUUAUAAGGCUCAAUUUAGUGAUGGUUGUGUGGUGGCAGUGAAGCGAAUGAACAAAGUUUCUGAACAAGGGGAGGAUGAGUUUUGCCGAGAGAUGGAACUUCUUGGAAGAUUACACCAUCGUCAUCUUGUUGCUCUAAGAGGCUUUUGUGUUGAAAAACAUGAGAGGUUUUUGAUGUACGAGUACAUGGAAAAUGGAAGUUUAAAGGAUCAUCUACAUUCUCCUGAUAAAACUCCAUUGAGUUGGUCGACUAGAAUCCAGAUUGCCAUUGAUGUGGCCAAUGCUCUGGAGUAUCUCCAUUUUUAUUGUGAUCCUCCUCUCUGUCAUAGAGAUAUCAAAUCUAGCAACAUUCUACUAGAUGAGAAUUUUGUUGCAAAGGUGGCAGAUUUUGGCCUUGCACAUGCUUCGAAAACUGGCUCAAUUAGCUUUGAACCAGUGAACACUGAUAUCCGAGGAACUCCAGGGUAUAUGGAUCCUGAAUAUGUUGUUACUCAGGAGUUGACUGAGAAGAGUGAUAUAUAUAGUUAUGGCGUGCUGUUGUUAGAACUGGUGACUGCAAGGCGAGCAAUACAAGAUAGCAGAAACCUGGUGGAAUGGUCCCAACCUUUCAUGGCAACAGAAUCUGGACUACCUGAAUUAGUAGAUCCUGCAAUAGGGGAUUCUUUUGACUUGGAACAACUCCAAACUUUGGUCACAAUUGUCAGAUGGUGUACUCAAAGAGAAGGAAAAGCAAGGCCUUCAAUUAAACAGGUCCUCAGACUACUCUAUGAGAGUCUGGACCCAAUGCAUAGUGGUUAUGUGCAGGCCAUGGAAGAUGAAAGUGCUGAAGAUAGGGGAAGGGCAAGCAAAGGGAAGGUGCACAGAAGUGAGGUAAUAUUUCACAGUGGAGAUGCAAGGUGCAUCCCUUCUUCUUCAAGUACCUCUAGAUCCUAUUGCAGCAGGAGCUUUUUACUUGAAACUGGUUCACCACAAUCUCCUCCUGGCAUUUUCUCCCUUUAAGAUGGAAGAUGGAUUUGCACCUCAUUCAUCUGCUUAAGCCACAUUGAUGCAUCACGGGCUUGGUUAUUAUACUUGGGAUAAGCAAUAGACCCUGGGCAAGGGAUCACUCUGCUUCUUCAUUAUUGGUAAAAGGCUUCCUUAUUUGAGAAGGUCAAGGAGCUGAAGAUUAUUACUGCCAUUGCCCUAAAAAAUGGCAAUGCUCAUUGUUUCUGGUUGCUUGGCAUCGUUCCCCAUGUAUUUUUCUUCUGUUUUAAAAUUUUCCCUGAAGCAGAUUUAUGGCGUCAUUUGGAUUGAUUGUUGAAUAUUGAACAUAUUUGUAUUUAGAAGUAUGGGGUAGGUAUUGCUUACAUAUUAUGCGGGUCAAAAUUGUAUCUAUUUGCCUUUUGAUUCGAAAUUUCAAAUAUAAAAUUAUCUGAGAUGUUGUACUAUC